UUUCAAACCACUAUUCUACUGAAGCUCGAGAAAAGGCCUCUGCAUCAUCUAUUGGUUGUGUGGUAGAAUCCGGUUGGAAGACCUGCAUCAUGGAGAACGCCAGUAACUUGUCCCAGCCCAUGACUGCAGACGAGCUGUACGAAGACUUCGCCCCCAACAUGACUGGCUGCUUCUUGUUGUACGAAGACCUCCUCCCCAACACGACCGGCUGCUUCCCUCCCCAAGACUCAGACGGAGAGGUCCUGUGGGCGAAGAUCUUCCUCUGCACGGUGUACUCCAUCACCAUGUUGACGUGCGGCGUCGGCAAUCUCCUGCUCAUGGUGGUCAUAGCGAAGUACAAGGAGAUGCGGACCUUGACCAACGCCCUGGUGGCCAACCUGGCGCUGUCUGACUUCCUCGUGGCGGUGUUCUGCGUGCCGUUUAUCCUAGACUACCACAUCGUCAGGCCCAACCGGCUCUGGACGUACGGCGACGUCACCUGCGCUGUCGUCAACUACGCCCGGAUGUCGUCCCUCUACGUCUCAACCAACGCGCUCUUGGUCAUUGCCGUCGACAGGUACGUGGUGAUCAUGAUGCCGCACAUCCCACGGAUGAGUCGCGCGGUUGCCGCGUGUGUGGUGAUGGCGGUGUGGGUGUGCUCCAUGUUGUUGGCCAUCCCCACAGCCGUGUACUCACGCGCGCUCUACUACGUCGACUUCCACGGUACAUUCUGCGGACUCGUCUGGCCAAUUGGCCAUCAAGUCAGAUACAAAGCUUACUACUUGGCUGUUCUCCUGUUGGAGUUCAUCGUCCCUGUCCUGAUUAUGUCGUUCUGCUACAUACGGAUAGCUCGCCGGAUCUGGUACCGAACCGUCCCCGGUCAGCAGACUGAGUCCCAGCAGGCCGCCAUGCUGAAGUCUAAGAAGAGAAACGUUCGACUGCUCAUCGUCAUUCUGGUGAUGUUUGUCCUGUGUUGGGGACCGUACUACGGCUAUGCUGUGGUGAGAGACUUUUUCCCGCGUCUGCUGGCCAAAUCACGACUCAACAUCACCCUGCACUACAUCGUGGAAGCGGUCGCUAUGGGCAACAGCUCCAUUGACACCGUGGUGUACAUCGCCAUGAACGCCAACGUGAGGAAGUUCAUGAAGAAGCUGCCGCACGACUGCUACACGUCCUACAUGCAGUGGAAGAACCGCCGGGUCCAACCCGUCGGUCACUCGGGCGCAGGAGGCAGACGCCCCGCCGCGAGACGCUCCUCCACCCGGUCAGACAACACCUUCCCGCCGUCUAACUACUCCAACUACAGGACCCGCGAUGUGAAGGAAGUCUUCUGCAUAGAAGACAGAGUGGCACAAAGAUCAUAA
Molecule: messenger RNA, 1343 nt
Organism: Branchiostoma belcheri (Belcher's lancelet)
Lineage: Eukaryota; Metazoa; Chordata; Leptocardii; Amphioxiformes; Branchiostomatidae
Product: prokineticin receptor 2-like
Exons: 7
Coding region: 90-1343 (417 amino acids)
Biological process (GO): neuropeptide signaling pathway
Cellular component (GO): membrane
Molecular function (GO): neuropeptide receptor activity
Source: RefSeq, a predicted model, not a curated record